AUGGAGGCGCGCUUCGACGGCGAGGUGGCGUCGGUGGUGGCGGCCGCCUUCCAGGCGACCGUGUCCGUGUUCAGGGACGUGUGGGCGAAAGGGGCUCCGCGCGCGGACUGGGACGAGGCGAGGCUCGGCGAGAUCCAGGAGAUCGAGAAGUUGCUGGUGGCCCAGAUCCACAGGGCCUUCGCGGAGUUCUGCUCGGAGCUGUGCGAGGAGAACGAGGCUCUGCGGGCCCGGGUGGAGCAGCUGGAGGACGUGCUGCAGCGCAAAGCCGGGCAGCUGGAGCAGGAGCUGGAGGCCCGGGUGGGCCGGCUGGGGAAGGACAUGGAGCUGCUGGAGAGGGAGAUCAAGACCAUGAGCGAGGGAGGCAAGACCCAGGAGGGCUCCCCCCCCGACCCCCUGGCAGGAGCGGCCUCAGCCGAUGACCCGGUCCGGCCCCCGGAGGAGAGGGCCCCCACCCUCACCCCCCCCGGGCCGCCAGCAGGAAGCUGUGAGGCCGUCCCCUGCUCGCCGCCGCCCUCCGUGUCCGUCUCAUUGGCCGCCGGCUCGGAGGCGGCGCCCUCGCCCGGCGUCCCUGAAACGCCGGCGUUCGUCCUCCAACCGGCAGCCUCCCCGGAGUCCUCUCCCCAAGAAGCCCCGCCUCCUGACUCCGCCCCAGUCACCUCUGCUGGCGGCAGCCCGGAGCAGAAGCCGGACGGGGGGCCGGGGGGCAGAACCCUGCGCAACCGGGAGUCCCAGACGGGGAAGAGGUUCUUCUGCGAGCACUGCGACUCGGGCUUCCACUGGAAAGGCGAGCUGAAGAAGCACGUGAAGACCCACAAGAAGGCCUUCCCCUGCGAGCGCUGCGGCCGCAGCUUCCUGGACCGGGCGUCCCUGGACGGCCACCUGCUGCGGCACGAGUCCGGCAAGGCGCCGCUGCCCUUCCCCUGCCCGCGCUGCAAGAGGUCCUUCCGGAGGGAGCAGUCGCUCCAGAACCACCUCAAGCGCCACCAGAAGGCCAAGCCGCCCAAGCCCUUCGCCUGCGACCAGUGCGGGAAGACCUUCCGGGUGCAGCGGUCCCUGGAGAACCACCUGCUGCGCCACGAGAAGUGGAAGCAGAUGCUCAAGUGCCAGCUCUGCGACAAGACCUGCAAGACCUCGGUGCAGCUGCGCUGCCACAUGGCCGUGCACUCCGAGGAGAGGCCCUUCAGCUGCGCCACCUGCGGGAAGGAGUUCAAGAGCAAGGACACGCUGCGCUUCCACCAGAUGGUGCACACCAGCGCCAAGAAGUACAAGUGCGGCAUGUGCGAGGAGUCCUUCAAGUACGCGCACUCGCUCACCGUGCACAAGCGCAAGCACACGGGCGACAGCCCCUUCGUGUGCGACGUGUGCAGCCGCUCCUACCGCACCGGCACGGCCCUGAAGCGGCACAAGGUGGUGCACACGGGCGAGAAGCCCUUCACCUGCCACGUCUGCGGCGCCCGCUUCAACCUCAACAACAACCUGAAGCGCCACCUGCGCAUCCACACCGGCGAGAAGCCCUUCGCCUGCCAGGAGUGCGGCAAGAGCUUCUCCGACAACAACAAGCUCAAGUCCCACAUGCUCAUCCACGGCGCCCGGAAGCCCUUCAUGUGCGACCUGUGCGGGAAGACCUUCCUGUUCAACUGCCGGCUGCAGAUCCACCAGCGGUACGUGCACGCCGACCGCGGCGCGGAGGCGGAGGGCGCGGCGCAGAGCCCGCCGCCGGGCCGGCGGCAGAACAAGGCGCUGGUGAAGCCCUUCAGCUGCAAGAUCUGCCUGAAGGGCUUCAGCGCCGCCUGCUCGCUGAAGCUGCACGAGCGCGGCCACAGCGAGCACAAGGAGUUCAACUGCGGCGUCUGCGGCAAGGCCUUCCACAACAAGUACUCCUUCAGCUACCACCAGCGCAGCCACUCGGGCGAGAAGCCCUUCGUCUGCGACGUGUGCGGGAAGAGGUUCUUCCACGCCGCCAGCCUGAAGCAGCACGAGCGCAUCCACACCGGGGAGAAGCCCUACAAGUGCGACCAGUGCGGGAAGGCCUUCCGGACCGACGGGAACUUCUACAGACACAUGCGCAUCCACACCGGGGAGAAGCCCUUCGAGUGCAUGUACUGUCACAAGAAGUUCCACCAGUCCAACCAGCUCAAGUCCCACCUGCAGAUCCACACGGGGCAGAAGCUCUACUCCUGCCAGCAGUGCGGCCGCGGCUUCUCUGACUCCAGGCAGCUGAAGAAGCACAGCUGCGACGCCUCAUAG
Menidia menidia (Atlantic silverside) is the source of this 2247-nucleotide messenger RNA. The record is from the annotation of a GenBank genome assembly. Lineage: Eukaryota; Metazoa; Chordata; Actinopteri; Atheriniformes; Atherinopsidae.